This is a messenger RNA of Rosa rugosa (rugosa rose), 2178 nucleotides long. Its product is annotated as protein WUSCHEL-like. The record is from RefSeq and is a predicted model, not a curated record. Gene Ontology annotation, biological process: plant organ development. Bases 411 to 1217 code for a protein of 268 amino acids. Gene Ontology annotation, molecular function: DNA binding; DNA-binding transcription factor activity. NCBI's taxonomy places the organism in Eukaryota, Viridiplantae, Streptophyta, Magnoliopsida, Rosales, Rosaceae. The transcript has 2 exons.
UAAAGCUGUCUGCCACAGCGUCUCGAGGUUCGGCCUGUCCCCUUACACGCUCUCCACGCGCCAACAACUUUUCCGGGUUUUCGGAUGACUUUAAUCCAACGCGUAGAUUGAAUCUCAGAGAUCGUCCAUCCAACGGUGGAGAUCUGCUCACCUCGUUCUAUAAAUAGGUGCAUCCUGGAGAAAAACUGUUCACACCAAAGAAAAGAAAUUUUCCCCAGCCAUUCUCUCUCAAACUCUGCAGUCUUCCUCUCGAAACUCAAAUCCUUUCUUCAUCAAUUUCAAUCCUUCUCUUCUGAUCUUCUCUCCCAUUUGAAGAUUCGAUUUCAUCUUUCCUCUGAGAAUCUCAGAUCUCCAAUCACCAGUUCAACAACUCCAAUCCUUCUAACAAAAUCUCCCUCAAACACUAAACCAUGUAUUCCUCGAUAUUCACAUCCUCUCACCUCAUGACCCAAGAGCCACGAACUCUGCAACUAAUGGAGCUCCAAACCCCGCAACAAAUGGAACCACAACAACAGCAACCAACAGAGGAGGGAGGAAACACCCAAGCAGCUGGAAGUAGUGCCAACAUGGAUUUCUGGCGAAGCCGUACCAGAUGGAUUCCUACUCCAGAACAAAUAAGAAUCCUCAAGGAUCUUUACUACGUCAAGGGAUUUAAGUGCCCAUCUACAGAGCACAUUCACGAGAUCUGCCUCCAGCUGAACCAGUAUGGACAUGUUGAGGGUAAGAACAUUUACUUUUGGUUCCAGAACGUCAGGGCUCGAGAGAAGCAGAUGAAUAGGUGUAAUCAGGCUGCUCCAGUGCCCAUGGGAACUAGUUCUCUUGGUACUGGUGGAUCCAUCGAUCUCAAUUUUGGGUCCACUGGUUCUACUGGUGCUGGUGGAUCCAUCGACAUCAAUUUUGGGCCAGCUGGUGGAUCCAUCGACAUCAAUUUUGGGUCCACUAGUUCUACUGAUGAUGGUAGAUCCAUUGAUCUCAACUUUGGUUCCACCUAUUCUACUGGAGGACAAACAUCCCUACAACAACGAGGAGGAGAUCACCAGGAGGUUCAAACUCUUCCUCUGUUCCCCGUGCACGGCGAGGACGUCUUUGGUAACCUGAAGACUACUUCCGAGGAAGGUAGCGCAUUUGGUUACUAUUCUGGUGGCUCAGGCGGUUACCACAGUGGCUCAAACGUUUCUCUUGAGCUCAGCCUCAACCCAUCCGGAGCUGCUGACUAGGCUUAGUAUAGAAUAGUCCUCGUUUCCCUUUUUGUAAUAUAAAAUCAAUAAGAUUGUGUGCAUGUUUUCUUUUCUUUUUGUUUAACCAACAACAACACCAAGGAUCGAACCUUGGUCACUCAAUACUCUUUUCAAAACCAUCGAGAACUCUGCUGCACACAUCUUUCAUAAUGAUGCAAUAAAAACAAUCACUCAAAACCUAGCAAUCAAUUAAGUCACACAGAGGUCAAGCUAGUAUCCUCUGAGUCAAACCAAACACAAUAAUUUCGUCGCUAGAAUUAGGGAUUAAUAAAGCUAAACACUUCCUGAGUUAGUUAGGAAAAACCCACAUCUUUAGAGUUACACUUACAACUCUAAAAAAAAUCUCGAUCAUUCCAUCUAUCAAUUGCUUCAACAAGCAAUAUGUACCAUCUUAGCAUCCACUAAUCGAUACUGGUACAACACUCAGUAUCUCACCCACGAAUCACCUCACUGCUCAUUUGGUGGUAAGUCAACAUCUAGUGGUCAAAAUUCUGUGAUUAUAGCACUUCACACUAACCACGUCAUAAUCCAUAAUCUGUCCUCACAACAGUAUCUGGCCUCAUAAAUUAGUUAUACAACCCUAGCACUCCUAGAGUUGAAAACAACGUUAUUACCUAAGCUCAUACAUCAACACAAUGUCUCUUCACAGUCAAUCCUAUCACGAGGUCAUAUCAAUCUUUCCAUAAGUCAACCAUACACAAAAUCCAUCAUAGUAACAACGAAUUAUGCAUUACUACUCAACAAUAGUCAGUGAAGCAGCACUCCACAAUAAUUUCCAAUACCAUCCGCAGACCUCAAACCACACCCCGACAUUUAGCUAAUAUAUAGUAGCUAUCCUAAACACCAAACAACUGAGCAUGAAUGAAUGCUCCAUUAUAACACAAUUCCAUCACUAAGCAACCAAUAACUGCUAAGUAUUCUUCAACUCAAAACAUCUGCA